AAAACUGUCAUCAAAUAAAUUGGUAGUUUUGUGUAGGUAGCCUAAAUAACAGAACGAUGGCACGAUCAUUAAAUCCAGCACAACAGAAAUUGGCUGAAAAAUUAACCAUUUUGAAUGAUCGAGGGAUUGGAAUGCUAACAAGAAUAUAUAAUAUCAAAAAGGCUUGUGGGGAUGCAAAAUCUAAACCUUCUUUUCUCUCAGACAAGAGCUUAGAAUCUGCAAUCAAGCAUGUUGUCAGAAGAUUUCCAAACAUUGAUAUUAAAGGAAGUAGUAGCCAACUUAGUGCUGUGUCCAGUAUAAGACAAGAAAUAAUGAAAUCAUUAUCUCUGUAUUACUAUACCUUUGUUGAUCUUUUAGAUUUCAAGGAUCAUGUCAGUGAACUUUUAACUACAAUGGAUGCAUGUCAGCUUCAGCUUGAUAUUACUAUUAAUUUUGACCUCACAAAAAACUACUUGGAUUUAAUAACAACUUAUGUUUCUCUGAUGAUUCUGCUUUCUCGAGUUGAGGACCGUAAGGCUGUUCUGGGUCUUUUCAACACAGCUCAUGAGAUGACUCACACUCAGAACAAUUUGCUUUGUCAAGCUUUAAUGUCACUACAGCAAGUCUUUCCCCGAAGAAACCACACAGCUGAUGAAUGGAGGAAAAGUCAGAUGCUAAGCCUUGUUGCUGCUCCUACUCAGAUGUUGAAUCCAGCUCAAACAGACACUAUACCAUGUGAAUACUUAUCUUUAGAGAAAAUGGACAGGUGGAUCACAUUUGGAUUUAUGCUGAUUCACCAGUAUUUGAGUCAACCUCCAGCUAUGGACCUGUUCAUGAAGGCCCUUCACAGUGGUUGGGUCACUACACUUUUCAGAGAUGAAGUUCUUCACACCCAUCUGUACAUUCAACAGUUUUUUGAAACAAUCAAAGGGUAUAAUAAACGUGUGUCAGAAAUCAAAGAUGCAUAUAAUUUUGCACUUCAGAACUCUGGACAUAUGCAUAAAGAGAGAAGAAAGUUUUUAAGGACAGCUUUAAAAGAACUGGGUCUGAUAUUUACAGACCAGCCAGGACUUUUAGGACCAAAGGCUUUAUUGGUAUUUGUGGGUCUCUCAUUUGCAAGAGACGAGGUACUUUGGUUAGUUCGACAUUGUGAUAAUCCUCCUCCACGCCAAGGAAGGGUCAGACCCCAGACUGAAGACUUACUUGAUCGACAACUCCCUGAAUUACUUUUUCAUAUUGAAGAACUACGAGCAUUAGUUCGUAAGUACAACCAGGUGAUCCAAAGAUAUUAUGUUCAGUACCUCUCCAGUUACUAUUCUGUAGCAUUGGAUCAAAUGAUUCAGAAUGUUCCAGUGAUGCCUGAGGAGGACACUGUUAUCUUGUCAUCAAUUUGCAACUCCAUCUCAACAAUUUCGGUUAAACAAGUGGAAGAAAAUGAACUUUUUGAAUUUCGAGGACUGCGGCUUGAUUGGUUUAGAUUGCAGGCUUAUUGCAGUGUCAGCAAGUAUCCUUUGAAUUUCCAUGACAUUCGAGAUUUGGCUGUCCUAUUGAACACAAUAGUUUUCCACACUAAGUUAGUGGACUAUUUGGAUGAGCUUCUUAUUGAAACUUCAGAUCUUUCUAUCUUCUGCUUUCUAAACCGAAUUUUUGAAGAACAGUUUCAUAUGUGUCUGGAGUUUCCUGCACAGACAAGGUACAUCAUUGCCUUCCCUCUCAUCUGUAGCCAUUUUAUGAACUGUACCCAUGAGCUCUGUCCAGAAGAGAGACAUCACAUUGGAGAUCGCAGCCUCACAAUGGUCAAUGCAUUUCUUGACGAAAUGUCUCGAGAAGCCAAAAAUAUUAUCACAACUAUUUGUGAUGAACAGUGUACUCUUAGUGAUAAGCUUCUUCCAAAACAUUGUGCACCACUAAUAGCACAAGCUGUGAAUAAAAAGAAACGUGACAAGAAGAGUAAAACUAUUCAAGAGCCCGACAAACCUGGCUUAGAAAGCUAUCGUAGAAGCAGAGAGGAACUUACAACAAUGGACAAGCUGCAUAUGGCUUUAACAGAGCUUUGCUAUGCCAUCAACUAUAACAGCACAAUACCAGUAUGGGAACAUACUUUCUGCCCCAGAGAAUAUCUCUCUCAACACCUGGAAAGCCGUUUCAACAAAGCUCUGGUGGGGAUGGUGAUGUAUAAUCCAGAAAAUAGUGAGAUUGCCAAACCUUCAGAACUCCUAACAAGUGUCAAAGCAUACAUGAGUGUUUUACAGAGCAUAGAAAACUAUGUUCACAUAGAUAUCACAAGAGUGUUUAAUAAUGUUCUUCUUCAACAAACACAACCUCAGGACAGUCAUGGUGAUAAAACAGUUACUUAUCUGUACACAGAUUGGUACCUAGAAGUACUGCUACGGAGAGUCAGUACUGGUCACAUUUGUUUUUCAAGGAAUCAGAAGGCAUUUGUGACUUUAUCAACUGAUAGUCAACUUCCGUUUAUUGCAGAAGAGUUCUCUGACGUAAAUGUGCAUAUAAGAAUGAUAAGUCUUAUUGUCCUGGUAAACUUCAUUGUUGCCCAUAGAAAUGAAGUUCAAUUCAGAAAAAUAAGCAAUUUUUUUUCUUUUCAGAAACUUGUUGUCAUGAACAAAGAUGUUUUGGUUGCUCUUCGUUCAAAUUAUGACAAACCUGAUCAUAUGAGGGAACUGUUUCGAAGAUUACAGCAUGUGGACAAUUUGCUACAGAGAAUGACAAUUAUUGGUGUUAUCAUGUGCUUCAGUUCAUUGGCUCAGGAAGCACUAAAUGAUGUGCUAACAGAAAGAAUCCCUUUCCUGUUGAGUUCCAUCCAGGACUUCAAAAGUCAUUCUUUAAAUGGAGAUCUAAUUGUUGUCAGUGAUAUGGCUGCUGCAGCAGGAUUUCCAUGUAAAGUUGAUCCUGCUCUUGUGGCUGGUCUUCGAGCUCAAAAAUCAGAUCUUGGAGAUGAUGAAUACCAGAUGGCGUGUCUUUUAAUGGUGUUUGUAGCAGUUUCCCUUCCAAAGCUUGCUCGUAAUGAGGGAUCAAUUUACAAGACUUCUUUAGAAGGACAUACUAACAAUAUCCACUGCCUUGCCCAAGCAAUCAAUGGAAUAGCAGGUGCAAUGUUUACUCUCUGCAGUACAGGAGAAGUAGAGGACAGACUUAAAGAGUUUCUGGCUCUUGCAUCAUCUAGCUUACUACGACUUGGCCAGGAGUCAGAUAAAGAAGCAAUACGUAAUAGAGAUUCUGUGUAUCUAUUGCUGGAUCAGGUAGUUCAGGAAUCACCCUUUCUGACAAUGGACCUCCUCGAGUCCUGUUUUCCAUAUGCAUUGCUGCGAACAGCCUACCAUGCUGUUUACAGAAAUGAUUCUGUGUAUGGCUGAUUUUUUUUUUCCUCUUUCAGUUAUAUUCAUACAGAUGGUAUUUUGUUUGGACCAUUUUUGUACAUAUGUUUAUUUCUGUAAAAACGUUUUGCUAUUCUGUAGUGUAAUACUGGUAGAUGUAUCAUACUUUUUUAUAUGUAGAAUCAUACAUAAUUUGUAAGUUAACAUUUUAAGUAUUCUCCUUGAAUCACAAAUAUUAUGCAUUUAUGCCAUUAAGGAGACAUACAAUUGUUUGCAUCAUUACUCAUGUAUUAUUCAGUCAGUUGGUAUAAAGUCCAAAUGUUUCCUUAUUUUAAAUUGUGCAAAUAUCUAUAUAUUAUUUUACUUUAAUUGCAUUUCAUAUAUCUCUAAUAAAGUUUUAAAUUGUUCUUUUCUAAACAUUUUCAUGUGGUAAAUGAUGUAGGAUAUAGUUUGUGAAUCUGAAGAGAAAUUAGAAAAUUUAACUUGCAUUACAAAAUUAAAUAAUACAAGCUUUAAUGGAUAGAAGAUGUUAACCAUUUGAAAGUAAUAAUAUUUCAUUGUUUUAUUUUGUACAAAAGUUCAAGAGCUUUCAAACUAAUGUUUUAUUACAAGAAAUACUUUUUUGGUAUUUUCUACUCAGCUAAUAAUGUAAACUUUAUUUUCUUGGAGCAAAAUGGUGAAACAAUGUAUUUGUUUUACAAGUUAAUUGUAUUUUGGUAUCAUUUAAUAGAUAAACUGUGUAAACAAUCUCAGAUGUUCAGAUAUUACAAGUUAUUAAAACUAUUGAUUUAUAAAUAUGUUGCAGCAGUUAAAGAACCAGUAUCAGUUCGAGCUAUGCUUAUACUUUUUUUUUAUGUUAAUUAAUAUUUUUCAAAUUUUGUAAAUUAUGAGAUCCAGAAUUAUAAGAAUAACAAAGAAAUAAAAAGAUGAAAUGAGA
Messenger RNA from Limulus polyphemus (Atlantic horseshoe crab), 4248 nucleotides. RefSeq names its product membrane-associated protein Hem-like (gene Hem). The transcript is spliced from 31 exons. Gene Ontology annotation, biological process: cell projection assembly; cortical actin cytoskeleton organization; neuron projection morphogenesis. NCBI's taxonomy places the organism in Eukaryota, Metazoa, Arthropoda, Merostomata, Xiphosura, Limulidae. Bases 57 to 3350 code for a protein of 1097 amino acids. Gene Ontology annotation, cellular component: SCAR complex. The record is from RefSeq and is a predicted model, not a curated record.